Aspergillus versicolor CBS 583.65 is the source of this 771-nucleotide messenger RNA. RefSeq lists its product as uncharacterized. The transcript has 3 exons. Bases 1 to 771 code for a protein of 256 amino acids. The record is from RefSeq and is a predicted model, not a curated record. NCBI's taxonomy places the organism in Eukaryota, Fungi, Ascomycota, Eurotiomycetes, Eurotiales, Aspergillaceae.
AUGGACCUCAAAGGCGCCCAUGUCCUCAUCACCGGCGGCACUCAAGGUGUGGGCGAGGCUCUCGUAACGUACUUUCUAGCGCAAGGAGCAGAAGUCUCCUACUGCGCACCUACAGUCAGCAACACCGAAUUCAGCGAGUUCCACAACUCCCUACCCAACACCAACACCGCGCGCGCCGUCGGCACUGCAUUAGACAUGCUGGACAUAGAGGCUGUAGAGGACUGGGUCAUGGAUUCAGUGCGUCGAGUCGGCAGGCUUGAUCUGGUUAUUGCCAAAGCAUCGGACAUGCAGAUGGACGAAGAACGUACCGAUACCCAAAUCCAGUUGCCGUCCACAUUGGCCGCUGAGAUCCUGAGCCUUAGAAAGCUCAUCCGCGCCACAGCGCCGCACCUGGCGAACGCUCCGCAAGCAUCCAUCGUAAUUCUGGGCUCAUUCAUAACCCGCAAGCUCUCCCGUCCCCCACCGGUAUCGUUCAGCCUCAGAAGGGCCACGCAGCUACAGCGUGCUCAUGAUCUGAUUGAGCACCUAGGAGCCAAGGGGAUCCGGGUUACUGCGAUCUCAUCAGGGUCGAUUCUGGGGGUUUAUAGCAGGCGACAGCAGUUUUCGGGAACACUGCCUGAGCGUGAGGUGGAAGAGAGGCUUGGGGAGCUAGGUAAUGUGAAUGAGCUUGUGAAGUCUGUGGCGCUGCUGUUGUCCGAUCCCGCCGCGUGGCCGGAUGCUGGUAGCCACUGUUUGGUUGAUGGGGAUAUUCAAAUUGUUACGCGGAUCUAG